Molecule: messenger RNA, 2463 nt
Organism: Aricia agestis (brown argus)
Lineage: Eukaryota; Metazoa; Arthropoda; Insecta; Lepidoptera; Lycaenidae
Product: probable G-protein coupled receptor Mth-like 3
Exons: 9
Biological process (GO): cell surface receptor signaling pathway
Cellular component (GO): membrane
Molecular function (GO): transmembrane signaling receptor activity
Source: RefSeq, a predicted model, not a curated record
AAUAAACAAUGCAUUCCGCGUCGAUCGACGCUCGCCACCUGUUGUAGCCGAAACUCACUCUCGAGAUCGCCCGGAGCGCGGCCAAAUAUUAAGAUGUGGAAGCCGAUUUUAGACGGGCUCAUAUUUUUUUCGACGUUAGCUUUCGCGAGUGAAGUGAGCUAUACGAACUCCAGUGUAUUCAACAAAUGUUGCUCGGAAGACCGCAGCCUGAUAAGAGUCACCGACGACGUUAAUUCCAGUGUACGGUACGAAUGCGUCGAUCGGAAAAAUUUGACGGAAGCGUACGGGAUCACCGAGGACCCCGUACACGUAGGAGCCGGUGUCGAGAUAUACGAGGGUAUGCCGGUCGAGUGCGAGGAGCCGAAGACGACGGCGCUGAACAAAGCGGACGACGCUCUCUUCGCGGGGGACGAACUUUGCUAUGAUACGCUCGUCGCUGAAAUAUUUAACGGGAGCAUGAAACAAAACAUUCCAAAAUUUGUAGCUCUAAGUUGUAGUGAUACUGCCGCUACGAACAAAACCUACCCCGAGCCCGCUCUCCGGUUGCAUCGCGUCCGCAAAUGUUGUCCGAGAGGCGAACGCUACGACAGGACGUACCACCAGUGCAGGGAGUCCCACCGGGAGGUUCCCCUCGACUGGGGCUUUAAAUUGAGCAACGACAGCUUAUACGAGGUUCAGUACGGACUGGAUUGUAAGAAUGGAGAGUAUGCCGUCGAAUUACACGAUAGUCUGUACACGCUCGAUAUAGACGGAAGUAAUUUGGUGGCCGUAAAGAAGGAGAGCGACAGGAAAAGUAUCGCGUUACCCGGGGAGUGGUGUAUUGACAGGGAUUACAAUAGCAACGGACUGGUCGCUCGAGUGUGUACAAAUGAUUGUGAAAAAUUUGGUGCUUAUUGUGUCGCCAAGUGCUGUCCACCCGGGCAUCAUUUCCGAGUGAGCAACUGCAACGCCUUCAUCAGCAGAUGUGUACCCAAUGAGGAAGACAGCGGAGUUUUUUACAACCUUUCCAAAUAUUUAGAUCCUUUAAAAUUGACUACCGAUCGAAAGGACUUCUUAGAUGUGAUGGGUCUUCGUUUUGGGGUGAAGUGUCCCGCUGGAAGGUAUGCGUUGAACGAGUCCAUAUACCAGGACCUCCACAGCCUCACCCACGACGCCUACCUGGAACACUGGGGCUCCGUCACGAAGACCUACUGCCUGGAGAUGUUCGACCGCCGCCACUGCCCCAGCAACGAUAUUAUAGUCACAGCCUUGCUUUGUUUUCUUCCGGGCAUUUUGACUAAGGAUUUCCGGAUAUCUUUUUACAUCAUAACGGUAUCGAGCGUGUGCCUGGCGCUGACGCUGGUGGUGUACUGCGCGCUGCCGGAGCUGCGGAACCUGCACGGGCGCAACCUGAUCUGCCACGUGGCGACCAUGCUGCUGGCCUGCGCCUGUCUCGCCCGCGUGCAGUACCGCCCCGUUCAGGACAACACCGUCUGCACUGCCCUCGGCUACGGCAUCUACUUCGGCUUCGUGGCCGCGUUCGCCUGGCUCAACGUCAUGUGCUUCGACAUCUGGUGGACAUUUGGGAGUGUUCGCACAGUGCAACCCCUACGUAAGUCGAGUUCGGAGCGGAAGCGGUUCCUGUGGUACUCGCUGUACGCGUGGGGUGUGACGGUGCUGUUGACGACCACCAUGUACCUCCUCGACCGGUACCCCGUCUCCUACGUCCUGGACGCCAACAUCGGACACGGAGCCUGUUGGUUUGGAACUCUUCAAAACACGGACACGGACUGGCCGCACUACAUAUUCUUCGUGGUGCCGCUGGGGCUGGUGACGUGCACGAACUUCGUGCUGUGGCUGCUGACGGCGCGGCACUGCGCGCAGGUCAAGUCCGAGGUCCACCGGCUGCAGGCGGGCUCCGUCGGCGACCGCGCCAAGAGGCGAUUCCGGAUCGAUAGAGCCAAGUACAUACUGACGGGCAAGCUGUGGGUGGUGAUGGGAGCGGGCUGGGUAUCGGAGCUGCUGUCCACCAUCGUGGUACAGCCGCAGUGGCUGUGGCUGGUGGUGGACCUCUUCAACGAGAUGCAGGGCGUCUUUAUCUUCAUGAUCCUCGUCUUCAAGCCCAAGGUCUACUACCUCAUCAAAAAGCGUCUCGGUUUAUCUCGGACCCCGAUUGACCCAAGGUUGGAGAAACCGGACGCGCGGAAGACCGCCACGUCGUCGGGCCGCACGUCCUCCACCUUCCUGUCCAGAACCAUCAGCUCCGACGAGAGGACCACGCUCAGGACCUCAUUGCCGAACAGUGUUAAGAACUCAUAAGUGGAUAGAACCGGUGCAAACUGACGUCGCGUCGGUUUAUCCGAUACAAACGACGCGCGACGAAGCCAUGCCAACAAAUAUUUGGAGUCCUUUUAUUUUGGCUGUUUGCAUAAUGUACUUACUUUGUACCUACUUUUCAAUAGUUUUCUUAAUAAUUAUUGCAUU